CCCCUCGGACAGGAGCGCACUGCCUGCCCCCUGUUCCUAGCGAAGGGAGGAAUUUAGAGGAAAAAAAAGUUUCCCAGAAGUUUGGAUCAGAGGAAGGGCAGCAAUCCUAAGAGAGGAAGAGAGAGAGGGAGGAGAGAAAGGGAGAGGGAGGAGAGAGAAUAAUAAUAAUAAUAAUAAUAAUAAUAAUAAUAAUAAUAAAAGAUGAAGUCCAGUCGGCACAGCCUGUGAGCGCCUGCCCCGGUGGGUGGGAAGCCGGACUCGGGUGCUCAUGCAGCGAGCGAGCCGCGCUGGGAGCCCUUGUUCCUAGCGGCUGGGGCAGCUCCGGGCGCCGAUCCGAUCCGGCGGCGGAGGGCGGGGGAGAACGCAGGGGGAGGGUGUAGAGGACCCGCGGAGCCGCCGCCUCAGCCUCGGCCGCCGCGCGGCCGCCUCUCCCGGGCUGGGCCCGGCGGGCGCUCAGAGUGUGAGGACACAGGCUGCACCCUCAGUAGCGGGGGCGAGCCGGGGCCAGGGUACGGGCGGCUAAGAUGAGUGAAAGGAGAAGAUCUGCAGUCGCCCUGAGCUCGCGAGCACAUGCCUUCUCAGUUGAAGCCUUGAUCGGCUCAAAUAAAAAGCGGAAACUGAGAGACUGGGAGGAGAAGGGGCUGGACCUGUCCAUGGAGGCGCUGAGCCCCGCAGGCCCGCUCGGAGACACCGAGGACGCGGCGGCACACGGCCUGGAGCCCCACCCGGAUUCCGAGCAGAGCACAGGUUCAGACUCCGAGACGCUCACUGAGCGGACUUCCUGCUCCUUCACCACUCACACGGACCUGGCCUCUGGGGCUGCAGGCCCAGUGCCUGGUGCCAUGUCGUCCAUGGAGGACAUUCAGGUGGAACUACAAUGUGCUGACCUCUGGAAGAGGUUCCACGAUAUUGGAACUGAAAUGAUCAUCACCAAAGCAGGCAGGAGGAUGUUCCCUGCCAUGAGGGUGAAAAUCACUGGCCUGGACCCACACCAGCAGUACUACAUAGCGAUGGACAUUGUGCCUGUGGACAAUAAGAGAUACAGAUAUGUGUAUCAUAGCUCCAAGUGGAUGGUGGCUGGAAAUGCUGAUUCCCCGGUGCCUCCAAGAGUUUAUAUACACCCUGACUCUCUAGCUUCUGGAGACACCUGGAUGAGACAGGUGGUCAGUUUCGACAAACUCAAGCUGACCAACAAUGAAUUGGAUGAUCAAGGACAUAUCAUUCUGCACUCUAUGCACAAAUACCAGCCUCGAGUCCACGUGAUUCGCAAGGACUUCAGCAGUGACCUUUCACCCACCAAGCCUGUCCCUAUUGGGGAUGGGGUGAAGACAUUCAACUUUCCUGAGACGGUGUUCACCACGGUCACGGCCUAUCAGAACCAGCAGAUCACCAGAUUAAAAAUCGACCGAAACCCUUUUGCAAAAGGAUUCAGAGAUUCUGGGAGAAACCGAACUGGACUUGAAGCCAUCAUGGAGACUUAUGCAUUCUGGAGACCUCCUGUGCGCACACUUACCUUUGAAGACUUCACCACCAUGCAAAAGCAGCAAGGGGGCAGCACAGGCACUUCUCCAACCACCUCCAGCACAGGGACACCAUCCCCUUCGGCUUCUUCUCAUCUUUUAUCCCCAUCCUGUUCUCCUCCAACCUUUCAUCUGGCCCCCAACACAUUCAAUGUGGGCUGUCGAGAGAGCCAGCUGUGUAAUCUGAACCUCUCCGAUUACCCACCUUGUGCCCGGAGCAACAUGGCCGCCUUGCAGAGCUACCCGGGGCUGAGUGACAGUGGCUACAACAGGCUCCAGAGUAGCACCUCUUCAGCCACUCAGCCCCCCGAAACCUUCAUGCCUCAGAGGACUCCAUCCCUGAUCUCAGGAAUACCAACUCCUCCCUCGCUGCCUGGCAACGGCAAGAUGGAAGCCUAUGGCGGCCAGCUGGGGUCCUUCCCCACCUCGCAGUUUCAGUAUGUCAUGCAGGCCGGCAACGCUGCCUCCAGCUCCUCCUCGCCACACAUGUUCGGGGGUGGCCACAUGCAGCAGAGCUCCUACAACGCCUUCUCCCUCCACAACCCCUACAACCUGUACGGAUACAAUUUCCCCACCUCCCCCAGGCUAGCUGCCAGCCCAGAAAAACUGAGCGCCUCUCAAAGCACUUUACUCUGCUCUUCUCCUACCAAUGGGGCCUUCGGGGAGAGGCAGUACCUGCCGUCGGGGAUGGAGCACGGCAUGCACAUGAUCAGCCCUUCCCCCAACAAUCAGCAGGCGGCCGGCACUUGCGAUGGCCGGCAGUACGCGGCGGUCCCGGGCUCCUCCUCCCAGAUGUCGGUGCACAUGGUCUAAAGGCCAGGCCAAAGCCACGGAGUCGAUGGCAGGCAAGGCCCCGAGUCUCCGUGGGCAGAGCCUACUCUUAUGGAGCCCAAUGCCUUUGGAAAAUAGGAACUGUGUAUUUUUUUUGGAGGAGGAAAACACAUAGCCAAGAACAACAAAGACACCUUUAAGCUGCUGAAGGAUACUUGGGUAGAAUCAUCCACAACUCAGUGGCUAUUCUCCUGCCUUCCCCAACUUAGUUUUAUAAAGCCUUGUCUGCUGCAGAGUGGCCUUGGAAGAGACUGAAUAAUCAUUUCAUAAUAACAUUAAGGGAGAUGCUUUUUGUAGCAGCCACGAAAAGUUACACACACCCAGACCGACCUGUACACACAUGCGUAGAUAUUCAUACACCAACUCGGACGUGCAUGAACACGCAGCACGCUGAGCUGACUCUGAACUGGGCGAACUCUGUGUGCCCCGAGGCCCAGCAUGGGUGCUUCCACCGAGAAUUUGUCUGUGUCCGAUUCUAGAUGGACUGGGCCAGCAGUAGCUGCUAGCCUUUCUCCCCUGCAGUUUCCCGGUUUCUGAAAUGAAACGUGUAUCCUGGCAACCCCUUCCCCAUCGAGGAGGGUGGAAAGACAUGGACUGCAACUGGACUUGGCUCCGGAAGAAGAUUCCUUUUGAACUUUGGCUUUCUUCUCUCAGUAUGCUGACCUUGACGUUCCUGGUGGUGCUGUGGAAAGAGGGAGCAAGAGCAGCUGAACGAUAGAGAGAGAGAGAGAAAGAGAGAGAAUAGUGAGUGGGAGAGAGGUGCAGAGGACGACUGAGUGAGGAAGUGUGAGCAAUGAUGAGGGUUUUAAUUCACCAAGGAAAUUUGUUUUGAGUUUGUCUCCAUCCCCCAGUUUAUGGAGAGGGUCAUGGGUUACUGAGGAGCAAACCUCUCUGGGACCCUCAAGGUCAGGGCACUGAUGAGGGCAGGUGAGGAAUGCCAUCUCAUCCCACAGCCCCUACCAGUGCGACCCAGGACAGAGCUGCACUAGGUGGGAAGUGCCCAUUUCACAGCCAUGCAGCCUGGCGGGGAAGGGAGAUGGAAGGGUAUGAGGAAGGAAGAGUUUUAUUAUCUUGGCAGAUGAUACCGAGAGCAAAGACAUGAUCCUGACACCUGAUCUGGAAAGCCUGCCCACCAGCUCCUGUGGCAGGGAACCCCUCUAUGGUCCAGGGAAUUGCAGAUGGGUCUUCUAUACCUUUCCACCUGCCCUUGGAUCUCUAUUUUUAUCAAAAUAGUUCAUUGCAUUUUGAAGUUUUGGUUUUUUCUUUGUUUUUCCCUUCAGAUCUUUUAAUGAUAAGAAAACAAGUGAAGCUUGGUGCAAGCUACAAUUUUUAAAUGGUGUGGAAAUGCAAAUAAUACCAAGUAAAAGAAUACAGAUAUAUUAAGAUUUUUGGUUUUGAGGUGUUGUAGAUAAUUGUAUUUAUAUACCUAGUGGGGAAUCCAAUAUUAUGAAUAUUAAAAAGGGGGCAAUAAAAGGGUUAUGUAAAAUAUGUAUGAAGAAAAGGUGUAUAAAAAUUUGCCCUUAUGCACGGAACUCUGUUUCUAAGUGCCAAGCACAGAAGCCGCUAAAUAAAACAUUUGCAAUUGUU
Molecule: messenger RNA, 3938 nt
Organism: Nycticebus coucang (slow loris)
Lineage: Eukaryota; Metazoa; Chordata; Mammalia; Primates; Lorisidae
Gene: TBX15
Product: T-box transcription factor 15
Exons: 8
Coding region: 525-2333 (602 amino acids)
Biological process (GO): cell fate specification; positive regulation of DNA-templated transcription; regulation of transcription by RNA polymerase II
Cellular component (GO): nucleus
Molecular function (GO): DNA-binding transcription factor activity, RNA polymerase II-specific; RNA polymerase II cis-regulatory region sequence-specific DNA binding
Source: RefSeq, a predicted model, not a curated record